GUUUAGUGUGGUUACUUUAUGCUUGUUUUAUAAUGUUUGUUGCUGGAUGAAGUGUGCUUCACUUGGCAUGCCUUGUAUCUGAUGCUGGAAUGGUGGAGCUGCUCCUACAAUUUAGAGGGAAGAUUGCAACUGCAAAAUUACUUAUUUUAAGGAUUCUCAGUUCAGGCUAAAGUAGCUUAGUGUUGAGUAGCGUUAUCAGUGAUUGAUCUGCGGGUGUACGUUAGCGUAAGAUGCGCUUCGAUUGAAACUCUCUUUGAACCGCUAAUUUCAUUUCAAUUACAAUGGCUCAGAUUCCCAACCUGGACAAUGCCCCCAUCAAUCUCAUUUCAAUCAGGGAACAAUCCCAAAAGGAGCUCAUCAACAUCCUCAAGAACAUUCGAGGGAAGAAGUGUUUGGUUAUCGAUCCGAAGCUAGGGGACUCUCUCUCUCUCAUCAUACAGACAUCAUUACUCAAGGAGCAUGGAGUUGAAUUACGGCAUCUUUCAGCUGACCACAUUCAAACUGACUGCACCAAAGUGGUCUACCUCGUGCAAUCUCAGCCUAAUUUGAUGCGACAUAUAUGUUCUAAUAUUCACCAUGACGAAUCGAAAGGACUACAAAGAGAAUAUCAUGUUUAUUUUGUUCCCCGCCGCACUGUUGUUUGUGAGAAAGUUCUUGAGGAAGAGAAAUUACAUAACAUGGUUACAAUCGGGGAGUAUCCCUUGUAUAUUGUACCAAUGGAUGAGGAUGUACUAUCAUUUGAGCUUGACCUUGCUUACAAAGAGUGCCAAGUUGAUGGUGAUACAAGCUCGCUUUGGCAUAUCGCAAAAGCAAUUCACAAACUUGAGUUCUCUUUUGGAGUGAUACCAAAUCUGAGGGCAAAAGGAAAAGCAUCUGUGCGUGUUGCAGACAUCCUUAACCGAAUGCAGGCUGAGGAACCAGUCAACUCAUCUGACAUGGUUAUGCCAGAGAUAAACACGCUAAUCCUUUUAGAUAGAGAGGUGGAUAUGGUUACUCCUUUGUGUUCUCAAUUAACAUAUGAAGGAUUACUUGAUGAGUUUUUGAAUAUCAAGAAUGGUUCUGUAGAGCUUGAUGCGUCUAUUAUGGGACUUCAGCAAGAGGGGAAAAAAACUAAAGUUCCACUUAAUUCAACUGACAAGCUCUUCAAGGAGAUACGGGAUCUCAACUUUGAAGUUGUUGUCCAGGUUGAUUUUAUAUUUAUCUUGACUAAUUUCUCUCUCUCUCUCACUCUCUCUCUCUCUCUCUCUCUCUCUCUCUCUCUCUCACUCACACACACACACACACACACACACAUGCCAAAGAAGCAUUUUGACUACUUAAGGAGAGAACUACUACAUAGCUAUGGAUUUGAGCACAUAACAACCCUAAAUAAUUUAGAGAAAGCUGGGCUCUUUAAAAAGCAGGAGUCAAGGAGCAACUGGCUUACCAUAAAACGUGCUCUGCAGCUUGUGGUUGAAGACACUGAUACAGCCAACCCCAAUGAUAUCUCUUAUGUCUUCUCUGGAUAUGCACCAUUUAGCAUUCGUUUGAUCCAGCAUGCCAUUCGAUCUGGAUGGCGUCCUGUUGAAGAAAUUUUGAAGCUGCUACCUGGACCUCACCUGGAAACAAAGAGGGGUGCAUUCUCAAAUAGCCCAUCAUUUGACUCUUUAUCAGGGGUUUCAACCGGCAUAGCCAAAGUACCUGAUGGGAGGCGUGCCCUGGUGCUUGUUGUCUUUGUUGGAGGUGUUACCUUUGCAGAGAUUUCUGCUCUUCGGUUUCUCUGUUCUCAGGAAGGCAUGGCAUAUGAUUUAAUCAUUGCAACGACAAAAAUAGUCAAUGGACAAACCUUGGUUGAGACAUUUAUGGAGAAGCUAGGUUGAUCAAUCAUUGCAGUUCUUUUUUUUUUUUUUCAUUUUUUUACCUUUUAUUUUUUAUAAACUAAAUUGUCUUUCCCGGCUUAGGGGGGUGAGAUUAUGUUUGAUGAUGCCAAAUGAAAGCUAUAUGCAGCCUAAUCGAGUUCUUCUAGAGUGAUGCUUAACCAAUGUUUAUUGAUGUUGUAAAAUAAGUGAGGCCUGGAAUAUGAGAGUUGUUUUUAUUUAGUUCUACUAUCGUAUAUUUGCCUACUCUUAUCUGGUUCUUUAAUAGAAUCUUGGUGCCUCUUCCAUGGCUUAAGAUUUCUAGA
Molecule: messenger RNA, 2161 nt
Organism: Arachis ipaensis
Lineage: Eukaryota; Viridiplantae; Streptophyta; Magnoliopsida; Fabales; Fabaceae
Source: RefSeq, a predicted model, not a curated record